This is a messenger RNA of Moneuplotes crassus, 6087 nucleotides long. NCBI's taxonomy places the organism in Eukaryota, Ciliophora, Spirotrichea, Euplotida, Euplotidae. The record is from the annotation of a GenBank genome assembly.
AUGUUUAAACUUAUAACAACGUCUAAGCAAAAUGGAGAUAUUACAGAGACGCUACACCAGAGUAAUCUUAAUAAUUUAGGAGUAACUCCGAUUUUAAACCAACCAGAAGUCAGAUGCUUGAGAAAUUCUGAAGAAUUCAGAGCAGAAUUUAACCAUUCAGAGGUUAAAGGCAUUCGGUUUAUGAAAUUAUUUAGCAGCAAAAUAAUGCAGGUGGUUAUUUUUAUGGCGCUUUGGAGUCAAACACUAGCUUUUUAUCCAAGUGAAUGAGGAAAUGGAUAUUUCGAAGAAAGAGGAGACUGAGUCCCUUGAGAUGGUUCCUGCAAAACCUGAUUGGAUUUUACAACUUGAGAAACUUGAGAAGAUUUUAUGCGGUUAAACGGAGAAACCGGAUUAUGAGAAUCAUGUGAUGAAGACGAAUAUUAUGACCCAAUCAGAGAUAGCUGCUUAUCCUGAAUUGGGGUCUGAACUCAUCAGUGAAGAUUUCAAGCAUCUUGCUUUGAAUGCUCUUCUGAUAAAAUUUUUGAUAUUGAAACUUUGGAAUGUGUCGAUUCAUGAGACUCAGAUAAGCUAAUGAUGGCAUCUAAUCGAAUGAAUACCAACAAAGUAUGAAAGAUGCUAAGUAUCUAUGUUGACCCUGAAAGUCAGGAGCCUAUUGAGCUAGGCACUCUUGAAUACCCAUAUCGAGCUUUCAAAUCAGCUGCAGCUGAAAUAUUAAACCACUAUAGUAACACCCAAGCUGAAGUUACAAUAUUUGUGAAAGAUGGCUUUAUUGAGAUGGAUGAUUUCUAUUUUAUCAAUAUGACGAAUGUAAAAAUUACAGCUCAUCCAGAAUUCAAGGCAUUGAGAAGAAGAGCACAAAUUUCGUUCACUAGUCAACCUCAGCAUGGAAUAUCCAAGAGAGCGCGUUUCCAUCUUUUAAAGGAUACUACCAUAAACUACCACGAAGUUAUAAUGAAUGAUGAAAUCGGAGAAAGAGAGGCAUCUGAACUCUUAAAAGACAAAGUUGGAAUCUUUGUUGUCAGAACUAGCUUGGAGAUCUCUGAGAUCGAAUUCCAUAGCAACGAGUUAAAAUAUUUCUCAGUCAUAAUUAAUCUCCAAGACAAAGACAUCAAACUAUAUGAAAUGGAUUUCAAUGUAACGGGCUCUUCCCUUACCAGCCAAGACCCAAUGAAUGUAUAUCUUGAGAACAUCACUGUGGAUAUCUCAAGGCAAGGGAUUUUCUUUUAUCCGUUAAAUGUGUUCUGAAACUAUCCAGAAGCGUUUACACAUAAUAUUGUCUAUGUGAAAAAUGUGACUCCUCUGAUUUCUCUCAAAAAGCCAGUUUAUGAUUUCAGCUUAUUAAAUUCUGCUCUCCCUGGAAACCACACCAUGAUUGAUAUUGAUUGUGGAGGAGUCCCUGUUAAUCUCCAACUAGAUAUUUGUAUUGUUGUUAGCUUUAGGCCAACUUGAAUUCCUGAUGACGGAGUACUCCAAACUAUUGACUAUGACUCCAUACAUACGGAUGGGCGACCACAAGACGCUGGAGUUGGAAAUUUGAUGAUUUUGCCAGUUCUCACUAAUGCAGCUCCUUAUCGGCCUAUUCAUAUAAAUAUGACAAAUUUUGAUUUUAUCAAUAUUAUUCAAAAUUGGGAUUAUGGAGUGUUCUAUUUAUACACUUCCGGAUCUGAAAUAGCUGAAAUGAUUAACGUAAAAAUAUACAACGUUUCAUGCAGUUUAUUUUUUGCAGACUUUUUCGCUAUUAAGGAUUUAAAAAUUAAGAAUCUCACUUUUGAAAAUAGUCUGAACCAUCAAGGUGAGAUACUCAAAAUUACUGCGACUGGAAACAUUGAGCUCGAAGAUAUUAUUUUAAGAAACUAUAGCAGUCAUGGGGUUUCUAAUCCUCCGAUAUUUUCUACUCAAUUUCCUAGUACAACUUCAAUGACUAUGAGAAAUUUCAGCUUCGAAGAUAUUGAAAUAGUUUCUGCAUCGUUACUCCAUUUAAAUUCUCCACCAGUCAUGAUGACAGUAAACAAUUUCAUGUUUAAGAAUUGUAAAACACCAGAUGAUAAAUCUUUGCUAAGCUUCGAUUACAUAAAUUCAAUUACAGUUUCUAAUAUUACACUUGAGAAUGUUAACCCCAUGAGUUCUGUUGGACAAACAGAGAAGAUUAUAAGAAUUGGUUCUCUAAACUAUGAAGAAAUGCAUACUGCUGAAUUUUUAGACAUCACAGUCUUGAGUUCUUCUCUGUCAUUGUUUGGGAUCGGAAGCUUUACAGCUUUAUCAAGCUCAGAGAGAUAUAUCUCAUUCAAUAAUAUAACAUAUUCUGAAUGCAACAUCCCGUCUGUAAGGCCAUUGGUUUCGACUGAUAGAUUUACAGGAGAUUUUAACUUGCAUAUCCAGUUUCGAAAACUCAAAUUUAUCAAUAUAGAGUUUGCUAUCGCUGGAUCUUUAAUAGAGCUGGAACACCAACUUCCUACUGUUGUAAAGUUUGAAGAAUGCUUGGUUUCUGGAGUCAAUUCUGGGGUUAUUGAAGCUGUAGGUAGGAAAAUAUCAAGCGCCCUUAACAUGAAAGUCAUAUUUGUAAACUCUGCAUUCUCAAACAUAACACUUCUCAUGAAUCCAUUUAUCUCAACAAGACAGAAUAUGAUUAUUGAGAUUGAGAAUAGUUCAUUCACUGGCUUUACGUCAAUGAGUGUUAUUGCAGGAAUACUCGGAGCAUCUGACAGGUCUGUGGUUACAAUUAAGAAUACACUGUUCAAAAAUAACUCAGCUAUUGUAUCACCAAUUUUCAGAGCGGAAACUGAAGCAAGUAUUAUUUGAGAAAAUUGCAAAAUCUCUAACAACUUCGGAGUCACAAAUGGAGUCUUUGAAAUCGAAUCAGGAUCAGUGUUGAAAAUAUUUAAUAGUGAAAUUUUUGAAAACUAUGCAAUACAUUAUGCAGUUGGUACAUUCUUAUCUGCUUUUACUCCCUCAAUAAUCAGCGAAACUCGAAUUUAUUCCAAUAAUGUAAUGUUUGAAAGCAAUUUAACUGUAGAACUUACUUCUAGUUGUGCCAGACUCUGAUUUUUGAAUGAUUUGAUAAAAAGUUAUGUUACAAACUUAAAUUUUACGACUAUUACUCAGAAAGACACUCUGAUGCAAGUACUUUUAGCUGAGGUCCAUAUUGUGAGUAAUACACAAAUAUACAAUGCCACUUCCGUUGUAUACAGUCUUUCUUCUGUUUUGUUGGUAGAGAACUCUUUGAUAUUUGAUAUAAACUUUGUAAAAUCUCCAAUGAAUCUGAUUUCAACAGAGACAACUCUAAGCAAUCUAACCAUAGCCAAUUGAUCAAAGUUGCAAACUGAAGACGAAAUUGCAUUUAUUCAAAUAACAUCUGGGAAUUUGAUAUCCUCAAGUUUAAAGCUAUUCAACGCUAAUUUCAAAGUUUCUCAAUUAUCAUUCUCAAGUGGAACAAUGACCAAUACCCAAUUGACAAAUGUAGUGAAUGAUGAAGGCCUUAUUAAAUGCUUUAAAUGCCAAAAAUUUGAGCUAGAUACUCUGUUGUUAAUAAAUUCUUAUUCGGUAUCAGAUCCUUUACUCAAUCUCAAAGAGACUCUUAAUGUGAAGUUGAGGAAUAUUAAACUCUUUGGAUAUAAAUAUAAGCUGGCUCAGUUUUCAUUCUCCAAUGCUACUUUGAUACAAAAUUUAGAUAUCAGUGGUGGAAAGCAGACUCUUGAAUUCAAAGAGUCUAACCUCCUCAAGAUGAAAAACUGCAAAUUCUCUGAUAAUAAUGAAGAUACUGGAAUAAGUAGAGGCGGAGCCAUUCAGAUCUUUAAUAGCAAAAUAAAUAUUGAAAACACAACUUUCAUAAACAACUCUGCAUACUUUGGAGGUGCCAUAGCUUUCGAGUGCACAAGUUUGGCUAACUGAGAAUUAAAUAUUGAGAACUCCAGAUUCUGAAAUAAUAGUGCUCAAGAGAGAGGAGGGGCAAUCUACUAUAACUACAACUAUCCAAGAAUUAAAAAUACCGAAUUUGUUAACAAUGAAGCAGACUAUGGACCGAACUUUGCUAGUUAUCCUGCAAAGAUAGGACUUGCAAAUAGUUCUCUUGGUGAAGAUAUUAUUGUGAACAACAUCGGAUCAGGAAUCAAAAUUGAUCAGAUUUUAACUCUUGCACUUUUUGAUAUGGACAACCAAAUAAUGAACCUGGAUAAUUCAAGCCAGAUCAUCAUCCUACCAAGGAAUACAUCUGAAGCUAGUAUAAAAGGAUUCAAUAUAGUUUCAACAGAAAAGGGGAUAGCCCAGUUUGACAACAUUGCAGCUAUUACAAGAGGGAGGAUUCUGAGUACAAAUUUUACUCUUAGUUCAAAAUCAAUAAAAACUACCAAAGUUGAAGAGGUCAUAGGAACUUUGCUCCAUCAGGAUGACCUCCAAAUCAAUUUCAGAGAUUGAAAGCCAGGGGAAAUAAUGGUUGGAGAUCAAUGAAACGUAUGAGCUGCUGGCACAUACUCGCUCAAUUGGAAUGCGACUGAAUGAACAAACUGAGACCUAGAUGCUGAUUGAUUAGGAGGCGCUCAAAUAUCAGUGAAAUCUGGGUAUUGGAGGAGGUUCCAAAAUUCAAGCAAGAUUGUUGAAUGAAUCUAUAAAGAUGCUUGUCUUGGAGGAUUUGUAGAUGAAAACUUUGAUAAUCAAAUUUCAAAUUCCAAGAGUAGCAAUCCAGUAAAAUGUGCACAAGGAUAUCACGGAAAUCUCUGUUCCCAAUGAGUUGUAACUGGAGAUGUAAAAUAUGAGAGAGUUAAUGACUACGAAUGACAGAAAUGCCCAAAUCUAAUACUGAAUGCUAUCAAAGUUGUAUUCACAAUUCUUAUUGUCUUACUAUUUUUCAUAUUUAUGGUCAUCAUUAAUGUGAGGAAAACUGAUGAGAGCGAACUGUCAAUCCUUCUAAGAAUUCUUACUAAUUAUAUCCAGCUUAUAACUGUAUCAAUGUCAAUUACUAAUGACUAUCCAGCUGGAUUUCUUUCGUUAACUAUUCCAAUGAGAUUAUUUGGAUCAUCUACAGAUUCAUUAAUCUCAUUUGAUUGCUUUAUAAAGGAUGCAGAAAUGAAAUUUAUUUUUGACUCUAAUGCAAUCUUUAAACUGUUCCUGAUGUUCUUUUUGCCAAUAGCCUUGUUCAUUACUAUUGCUGUAAUGUGGAUCAUAAUUAAAUGAAUCAGGCCAGCUUGGUGCACAGACAUGAAAAGAGCUCUUGCUAUCUCUUUCAUUACUAUCGUCUUUAUCUUGCACCCAAAACUAACUGAGAAAAGUAUAAGCAUGUUCAAAUGUAUUGAAAUUGAUGAAGGAUACAGUGUGGCAAGAAUAGAUACUAACAUUGAAUGAUUCUCAACAACUCAUUUGAAAUGGUGACUAAUAGUCGGAGCACCAAUAAUAAUAGUCUGGGUCAUUGCUUGACCCUUGAUAGGAUACAUUGCUAUCUUCAACAAAAGGGGAAAGCUGAACAGUAAAAUCAUGCAAUACUUCCUGAUGAUCUAUCAAGGAUUCAGGCCUCAAGUUCUAUAUUGGGAGUUUGUUAAUACCCUCAGGAAAAUUGCACUCUUACUGGUUCUCCUCUUCGAGCUCAAAGUAGCAAUCAAUUUGUCUUUGAUAAUACUUCUAUUAACAGCUCGACUUCAAAUCAAGGUGAAGCCUUACAAGAUUGUCAUCAAUACUAAGUUUGUUGCAGAAUGGCUUCUAAUAUUAAUGAAGCUAUAUGAGGACAAGAAUAAAUUUGUCCGCACUCUCGUGUUUUUCCUCUCCAAUAUUGUGUGAAAAGGAUCCAAAACCAGAGAAAGAAAAGAGGCUAAACCAAAACUCAAAACAUCUGAAAUGAAGAAGCAAGGGGAAAAUGCAGAAUCUACUGGUUUACGAAAAAGAAAAUUAAAAAAGUCAAAAUUAAUCAAGAAGAGAAGGAAGCUUAAGAAAAGAUUUUGCAAGAAAGUGAAAAAGAAUGCUCGUGAGCAUCUACCUCAUUUUGAAAAUGACGAACAAGGUAUUGGACCUCUUGCAUGCUCUCCUUGAGUAUUUUUAAUCAAUCAACUACCCAAAUUAUCGAAGGAGCAAAUGGGAAUGAUCAGAUUAGUAUCCGCACAGUAG